AUGUUCAGACAAUUAACUAGAUCCUCCAUUGUUCCAAGAUUCACCAGAUCUUAUGCUGUUGCCGGUCAAUUCACUGGUCAAAAGGGACCAAACGGUAAGUAUACCGUUACCUUGAUUGAAGGUGAUGGUAUUGGUAUUGAAAUUGCCCAGGCCGUCAAGGAUAUCUACGCUGCUGCUAACGUUCCAAUUGAAUGGGAACCAGUUGAUGUUACUCCAUUAUUGAUCGAUGGUAAGACCACUUUACCUCAACCAGCUGUUGAUUCUGUUAACAAGAACUUGGUUGCCCUUAAGGGUCCAUUGGCUACUCCAGUCGGUAAGGGUCACACCUCAAUGAACUUGACCUUGAGAAGAGCCUUCAACCUUUUCGCCAACGUCAGACCAUGUAAGUCUAUUGUCGGUUACAAGACUCCAUACGAUGACGUUGAUACCGUCUUGAUCAGAGAAAACACCGAAGGUGAAUACUCUGGUAUUGAACAUACCAUUGUUCCAGGUGUUGUCCAAUCUAUUAAGUUGAUCACUAGACCAGCAUCUGAGAAGGUGAUUAGAUACGCUUUCGAAUACGCCAAGACCAUCAACAAGCCACACGUUUUAGUUGUCCACAAGGCUUCUAUCAUGAAGUUGUCCGAUGGUUUAUUCGUUGAAACCGCCAAGGAAGUCGGUAAGGAAUACCCAGACAUUUCCUUGGAUUUCGAACUUUUGGAUAACACUUCCUUAAAAUUGACCGCUGAUCCAAACGAUUACAAGAACGUCGUUAUGGUUAUGCCAAACUUGUACGGUGAUAUCAUGUCCGAUUUAUCUUCCGGUCUUAUCGGUGGUUUAGGUUUAACUCCAUCCGGUAACAUGGGUAACAAGGUUUCUAUUUUCGAAGCCGUUCACGGUUCUGCUCCUGAUAUUGCCGGUAAGGGAUUAGCUAACCCAACCGCUUUAUUGUUAUCUUCAUGUAUGAUGUUGAGACACAUGUCUUUGUUCGAAGACGCUGACAAGAUUGAAAACGCUGUCUUAAAGACCAUCGCUUCCGGCCCAGAAAACAGAACUGGUGACUUAAAGGGUACUGCUACCACCACGCAUUUCACUGAACAAGUUAUUGCCAACUUAUAA
Molecule: messenger RNA, 1098 nt
Organism: Dujonia railenensis
Lineage: Eukaryota; Fungi; Ascomycota; Pichiomycetes; Serinales; Debaryomycetaceae
Source: the annotation of a GenBank genome assembly